UUACCUGUCCCCUCCUCUCCCCAGUGUCAGAGACGAGUCGUCUCACAACUCAGUGCAGUCUCGCUCCCUCCCUGACGUCUCACUACUGACAUGGGCAUCUUCGCAGGUGUGUGGCUUAUUGGCAUCUUCAUACAGAUGUGCCCCGGUGCCCAAGCUGUGCCCUGCAGGAUGGCACACAAACAGUUCCCAACUCCGUAUACCAUCUCCACCCUGCACAGGAUCAAGGAUCAAGAGCCCAAAACAUCACAUGGACGGGCUUAUCAAGAGGCAAAUUCUGAAAAGAGGAUUCAGUUCUCCAUUAGAAUAAAAGGGAAAGAUCACGUUCUCACACUCCAGAAGGCGCAUGAUCUCCUCGCAGGAAAUUUUUCAGCGUCCCAUUAUGAGGCAGAUGGACGACUAGUGACAGAAUCAUUGGGCCACCUGGAGCAUUGCUGUUAUACGGGCUCAGUGGAAGGACUCACAGACUCCCUGGUGUCCCUGUGUACAUGUCCCAACCUCAGUGGCUACAUCUCUCUCACAGAGGGAACUUACAGCUUUGAUGCCCUGACACCAUCUGAUCCUGCACAACACAAACCUAUAAAGCUGCGCUAUCACCCUGAAAAGCCAUUUAUGGGUGCAGCACCCAAGCGCUUCCUCCGCUCCCCCCAGGAUUCCCGCUCAGAAGAGGGUGGCAGAGAGCCAUACAAGAUUGAGCUCUUUUUGGUGGCGGAUAAAGAAGAGUUCCAGCGGCAUGAAGAGAACGUGCAGAGAACCAGACACCAUCUCAUGGCCGUAGCCCACCAUCUCAAUCAGAUCUUUUUGGAAAUAAAUUUCCAGAUCUUUCUUGUGGGAAUUGAGAUUUGGACUCAAGAGAAUAAAGUGAAUAUUUCCGACACAGCGACGGUAUCCCUCCUGCAGUUCUUGGAGUGGCGGGAGCAGGUUCUUCUGCCUCGGAUUCACCACGACAACAUUCAGCUUAUAAGUGGGGUUCGAUUCAAGCACCACAUCCUCGGGGAAGCCUUUCUGGGCCAAAUGUGCACAGUGUCCCAUAGCGGUGGGGUCAUCCGGGACACAGGGGUCAGUCCCAAAGAGUUGGCCAAGUACGUUGCACACGAGAUAGGACACAAUCUGGGCAUGAGUCACGAUACAGAUAAUUGCUACUGUCCAGUGGCGCCGGGGAGGUGCCUCCUUUCAAAACGGAAUUGGUACGAUAUUCACCCAGUGUUUAGUGAGUGCAGCCAUCACUUCCUUGAUCGGUUCCUCGAGGAGAAGGACAUCACCUGCUUAAAGGACCAGCCCCACACAUAUAUCGAGGAAUCUCCCCCGGUUGUUGAUCAGCACAUGAUUCUUGAAACUGUUGGAAAAGUCUCCAUUUUCCUUUGUUCUCUGAUCGUCCUGAUAUCCUUCCUCAUCAUCUGGAGAACGGUGUCCUGCAAAAAUCUCCAGGCCGUCUAAAUGGGAAGACAGUGAAGGUACAGGAAGAGUUUCUUCUCCCACGUGUGGCCAGGAAGAAUAAGUGGGUGCCAUGCCCCUACAACUUGCUGGUGCUGAUCAGAAAUGAUGAUGGUGGGGUGGGAUGGCUCAUAGCAGUGGCAGUUAAUAUGUCUGUCCUUUGGAUGAAAAGUCCAAAACUGGUUGUUUCCAAAGACCAUCCUGUCCUAGUUGGACUCUCCGUGGAGAAGGAGAAAUCUGCUAGAUCCCCAGGCCACAAUCUAAUCUGGAGGAAUAAUAUGAGGCGGUGUCUCCAAUGGUAGACAAAGUCCACUCAACUAAAACUCCAAGAUCUAGAUGUUCCACUGCUGGAUAGAAGAUAAGACAACAAUGUGUAAUAUAAACCCAUGCACAUUCAUGAUGGAAGCCAAUGGCUGCUUUCAGGAUUUCAGGGACAUAGCAUAGCACUAGCAAUAGGCCCUUUAGUUGUGUGCUUCAGACUGUUCCACUUCACUGGUCGUCCAUGAGACUUUCAGCUUGUACUCACCCAGCUGUUAUCAUUGGUACAGGCCUGAGUUGGUGCCUCGUUGGUAUGUGAAGCUGAUCUGCUGGAAUCCAAGUAUACUGGUGCUGAAAGCAUUGUGGGUCCCAUGUGAGACGAUGAAGGAAUACGUCACUAAUGAGAGAUGAGUGAUUCAUUGGGUGGGUUCAAACACAAAUAUAUUGGCUGAAAGGCCAGUCACACCCUCCAUCCAUAUCUAACCUUCUCAGUUCUGUAGUUCUGACUCUUAAAAUUCCCUACUAAUAAAGGAUUAGGGCUGAGGUGCCAUAGGGUUCAUCAUAGGCUUGAGCAUGAACCUCUGUUACAAAAAAAGCACUUAAAAUAUAAUUAAUUUCACAUAAUCCUCUAGUUGUCAUCGUACUAAUGAUUAAUAUUAAGGUAAAUGUCACUGCCAUAGAGUCUUGUCCUGAUAAGAGAAUUAUAAGUCCAAAUAAAAGGAUCACCACUGCUGUAACUGCUUUAGUACCAAUUCUUCUGGCUGCCAAUAGGUGGCACCGACCAAUGUUCCCAUAUUUGUUGCUAUUGAAACAAAAAGCAUUACUGUUAUUUGCUGUAAAACAAAUGGCUCAAUAAAGGCAAAAUCUACCUCUUAGGCAUCUGUGAAUGCAAAUAUUAAAUGAAAAGGCCUUUCUGUGUAUAGAGCAUUUACAGGUGAUGAAAGAGCCUGAGAUAUUUGGGGGGAGUCUCUCGCACCCAGCGGCCC
Xenopus laevis (African clawed frog) is the source of this 2675-nucleotide messenger RNA. It is a transcript of the gene adam33.S, whose product is annotated as disintegrin and metalloproteinase domain-containing protein 12. NCBI's taxonomy places the organism in Eukaryota, Metazoa, Chordata, Amphibia, Anura, Pipidae. The transcript is spliced from 14 exons. The record is from RefSeq and is a predicted model, not a curated record. Bases 91 to 1434 code for a protein of 447 amino acids.